Dinoponera quadriceps is the source of this 2241-nucleotide messenger RNA. It is a transcript of the gene Cyp4aa1, whose product is annotated as probable cytochrome P450 4aa1. NCBI's taxonomy places the organism in Eukaryota, Metazoa, Arthropoda, Insecta, Hymenoptera, Formicidae. The record is from RefSeq and is a predicted model, not a curated record. The transcript has 8 exons. The coding region runs from base 185 to 1684 and encodes 499 amino acids. Gene Ontology annotation, molecular function: oxidoreductase activity, acting on paired donors, with incorporation or reduction of molecular oxygen; iron ion binding; monooxygenase activity.
CGAUAACCUCUACGAAUAUUUUUCGAAAUUUAUGGCAAAUUGUUCUACGUACACAACAGACACGUCUCUAUAUAUACGCAACGGCAGCAUGAGAUAGCAGGAAGCCGGCACAAGCUCGCUCAGCAGUUUCGACAUCGCGGAACAGGGAUUUUGGUCAGCUGACUUGAGUCGCACGCCAGGCAAGAUGUGGAUUUACGUCGCCUUCCUAUUCGUUAUUUACUUUCUGUACACGUUGCGGAACUACGUCAGGAUCUACAGGUUCAUCUUCACGCUGGACGGACCGAAAACCGUGCCCAUACUCGGCAACGUGAACGCCCUGCUCGAGGGGAACCUGAUGCAGAGGUUGACGAACGAGGCGUCAAAUUAUGGCCGCAUUAUCCGAAUAUGGCUGACGUUCUUGCCGUACGUCAUGAUCACAGAGCCGGAGGACGUUCAAAUGGUGCUCGGCAGCAUGAAGCACACGCGUAAGAUCUACUUCUAUCGGCUACUCGAUACUCUCAUCGGCAAGGGACUCGUCUCGCUGGAGGUCAACAAGUGGAAGCAGCACCGGAAGAUCUUGCAGCCGGCGUUCCACUUGCACAUGCUCCAGAGAUCCGUAGGGACGUUCGGCGAGUGCGCCGAUCGUCUGGCCGACCAGCUGCUCGAGAAGAACGGCGAGGAUGUGAACCUCACAAUGUUUAUUAAUAACUCCGUCUACGAGAUACUGAUUGAGACCAUACUGGGCAUGCCGGCAAGCCAAGGGUACAACAAUGGUGUGGACGACACGCCGUUCAGAAAAGGACAUCUUAUGAUGAUGUACAGAUUUGCGCAGCCAUGGCUGCUGAUCGACUGGAUCUACCGAUUAACAGCGGCCGGCAGGGUGGAGCAGAAACAGCAGAAGGAUCUCUUCGACUUCUGCUUGAAGAAGUUGAAGGAGAAGCGGAAGUUCUUGCGGAAGCACGGUUCCUUCGUGGACAAUGGAGAACCCGGCGCGACGACAAGGAAGAUAUCCUUGCUCGAGUACAUGAUCGAGAUGAACGAGAAGAAUCAUUGCUUUACGGAGCAGGACAUGAUCGAAGAGUGUUGUACCUUCAUGUUGGCCGGCAACGAGUCGGUCGCUACCAGCACCGCGUUCACCCUUUUUCUGUUGACGAACAAUCCCAAAUGGCAAGAGAAAUGUAUCGCCGAGCUGGACGAGAUCUUCGGGGACGACAGGAGGUCGCCCACUAUGCAGGAUCUGAAGGAGAUGAAGUGCCUGGAGAUGUGCGUCAAGGAGUCCUUGAGGCUCUACCCCAGCGUGCCGCUUUUCGCCAGAGUAUCGGGCGAAGACGUGAAGAUAGGGAAGCACAUAAUACCGGUCGGUUGCGGCGUAAUUAUAGUACCGUAUUGCACGCAUCAUUUGCCCCAUCAUUUUCCCGAUCCUUACGACUUCAAGCCGGAACGUUUUAGUCCCGAGAACUCGAAAGGAAGACACCCUUACGCCUAUCUGCCCUUUAGCGCUGGGCCUCGGAACUGCAUCGGACACAAGUUCGCCAUGCUCGAGAUAAAGUCGAUCAUCAGCGCUAUAUUGAGAAAAUGUCGAUUAGAACCGGUACACGGGAAGGAGAUGACACUUAGAUUUCGAAUAACAAUCAGAGCACAAGGCGGAAUUUGGGUAAAAGUGAGGGCGCGCGACAGACGCGUCGAAUCGCAACCGCUAGCUUAACGGAUCGUCCACAGGUUUGCGACUUAUAAAUAGUGGUCCAGUAAGCAAAGAACAUUGAAUUAACGUUUGGAAAUGUUGAUGUUAUGUUGAUUUUAUGUAUUUUUCGAACGAUUUUUAAUAUAUAUUUAAUAUUAUAUUUAAAAGAUGUUCGUAAUGUAACUUUUUGGAAUAGUUGUUAAAAUAUUUUAAAAAUAUAAAAUAAUUGCAUAUAAAAUGUUUUAAAAAUAUAAAAAUAUUGCAGAAAGUAUUUCUUAAGUGUUAUUUUGACCUUUAUUUGAGGUCAAUGCAACAGCUUAAAGUUGCUUAUAACUCGGACUUAGAAAUAACGUUGGUAACAUUAAUUUUCUGUUGUUAUAAUAUUAUUUUUCGUAUUGUUCUAAUGUAUUCGAAUCUCACUGCCCGUCCGCUACUUCAAGAAAUUGUUUAUAAGUUGGGUAAGAAAUACAAAACUAUGGCUGCAUGUUCUUAUGGCUAAGUUCGUCUUGCACGCUCUCGUGCUAAAAGUAUCAUUAUAUUUUCCUUCGGCAUGUAAUGAGUAAUAAAGAAUAAUACUUUCA